This is a messenger RNA of Haliotis rufescens (red abalone), 4266 nucleotides long. RefSeq names its product SPRY domain-containing protein 3-like. The transcript is spliced from 17 exons. NCBI's taxonomy places the organism in Eukaryota, Metazoa, Mollusca, Gastropoda, Lepetellida, Haliotidae. The record is from RefSeq and is a predicted model, not a curated record. Gene Ontology annotation, molecular function: protein binding. The coding region runs from base 1396 to 2886 and encodes 496 amino acids.
AAAGGUUAUAAUAAGGAACGAGGGUUUCUUACGCCAAAUAAUCUCCAUUUCAUCCUAUUUUCAGCAAAGUAAUGAUAUUUGUUCAUACCCUAAAACUAUACAGUUUUGAAGCAGGCGUUAGAUUUUAUAACGGGGUCGCGCUAUAGGCGUAUGGUAACGUGUUCUAAACACAGCUCGGGCUCUCGAGGAAAACCACGUCAUGUCAUACUGUCAUUAAUACCCUGUCGCCGACAUGUCUCGGAAUAUAUACAUGUACACUGAACUUGCUGGGGUAUAUUGCUGUACACAAUAUGAUAUGUAUUGCUGCCCUUCAAGCUCUGUUGACAAAAUGGCCGCACACAUUGUCUAUCACAGCCUGCACUGCCGAGAGAUGACAGUCGACCAACGGACGGGAGAACUGAAAUACGAAACUGCUUCACCAGACUUACCAGUGGCUCAGUUUAUUGGACCGAAGCCGUUGACACCAGCGAGUAACAGGUUUUCAAUAGAGAUCGCCAAUCCCGGCAUGCACUGCUACAUAGCUAUAGGAGUGUGUAACAGACACUACCCCGCCCACAGGCAGCCAGGGUGGGAGGCCAACUCCGUGGGGUACCACGCAGACGACGGAGGGUGAGGAAAUAACAUAACAUGUAUAAGAACUAAAUUGGGUACGACUAACGGCACACUUAUGUCCUCACAUGUGUAUGGCCGUCGUCAACAAUGUUAACAGUAUCACAUCGUUUAAGGUGUAAAGUAUACAUUACUUAACAUGUUGAUACGAUGCCAUAGACAUAGAAGCCUCAUAACCAGAAGACAAACGUCUCUUGCAGGAGGUAGGAGUGACCCAGUCUGUUUAAGUGUCAUGAAUUGCUGUGCAGACUUGCAACUCUAAGUCCGACGAUCGUGGGUUGGAAUCCCAGAUUUGCACUAUUCGUGAUUCUUAACUGUUUUCAAAUAUUUUACUCGUAUUCGAUGUCUCGUAGUAAAACAUCUGACAAACCCUGAAUUUGGAGGUUUUGUUAGGUGAACCUGUAGCUGGUUUCAAAUCCAAUGUCAGCUUUCCGACACUAAGCUUUCAAGUUUCAAGCGCAGUUUCUGUCCAGCAAUAGAAUGCCCACACAAAGCACAAACGACAAUACACCCUUUGUUACCUAACACUCAGAAACAACAAGGUAUUAGUUCACCAAAUUCGUAACUACCCAUUUGAGUUCGUUACAGCUACAGCGAGAUACAACUAUCAGGCAUGACGCUCCGGAUGUUGCGCUCGUAUUGCCGAUACUUUAGUGGCUUCAACGCUGCUUGAUUGCCCCGAAAACUCAACUGACGUGACACCAUGCGGUGGCUUUGUCAGAAAGGAUCUAUGUGGCUACUGGGUUUCCCCGGCACACGUUUGGAAGAGUCAGUGUUGGAGAAGUAAUGGCCUGUUCACUGAACAUGUCCAAAAACACUGUCACAUUUUACAGAAACGAAAGAGCGAUCUACACGUCUCCUCCUCUGGCCGCCCCUCCCGGGGGGUUCUACCCCGUUGUUGGCCUCCACUCACACGGCGAGAUGGUCACCCUCCUGGAAGUAGAACCGUGGACGCCAGAUGUCAAGACGCCUCUGCGAUCAGACGACGUGACCUAUCAUUCCUUGUUCUGUCGAGAAGCAAAGGUGUCACAUUCAUCAGGGACAGUGAGCUACGACUCCAUGUCGCCCGACAUCCCUGUUGGUCAGUUUGUGUCCGAGUGUCCACUCUCACCUACCUGCAACAAGUUCUCCUUUGAAAUCGUCAACCAAGGACAAAUGUGCUACAUAUCUAUCGGAGUGUGUCACCGCCGUUACCCAGGCAACAGACAACCAGGAUGGCUGCCCAACUCAAUAGCAUAUCAUGCGGACGACGGCGGAAUAUACCAUGGCAAUGGUCAGCCAUCACGUCACGCUUCCAGAGCCCGAGUCGGAGACACCAUGUCGUGUGAGGUGGACUUCCAAGCGAAGAUUGUUAUAUUCAGCCUUAACGAUGUUGUAGUGUACAGGAGCCCCGCCCUCAGGCUCCCUCCGGGAGGGUUCCACGCUGCAAUCGGGUUCCACUCCCACGGGGAGUCAGUCUGUCUACUGGAGAUGGAGCCAUGGAGAUCUGCUACAAACCAGUAUUUGCAGGUGUCUCGUAUUCAAGUUGAAGAAUUAAGAGCAGUUCAAGAGCAGUACCAUUAUUCGGUGUGCCGGGAUGCUACACUCAAUCAACACAACGGUGUUUUGAGUUUCAGCUACACUGGAGAUGGUGAUGAUGAUGAUGUCCCCGUGGCUCUCCUACUCUCCAAGCGCCCCAUGACCCCAGAUGUCAAUACGUUCUCUAUUGAAAUCCUAAAUGAAGGAAGAGAAUGCUAUAUCGCAGUUGGACUGUGCCCACAACACUACCCCCCUGAGCGACUUCCUGGCUGGGAGAGACACUCCAUCGGCUACCAUGCUGAUGAUGGAGGUGUGUUCGUAGCGUCAGGCCUUCCGGUAGAGGUUGUCCCUGCAGCUCGACAAGGUGCUACCAUGACAUGUCAGUUCAACUUCUCAACCAAUACAGCAACAUUUCUUCUCAAUGGAGAAAAGGUGUAUCAGUCUCAACCUCUCACAGUGCCCCCUGGCGGUUUCUACGCAGCUGUAGGGCUUAACUCACAAGGGGAGAUAAUUAGGCUGUGUGAAACUGAGCCUUGGCGAGGGAGUGAAGCACUGCCGUGUCUUGAACCAGGAGUGACGCCGGACGCCCAGAGUAUGCCCGAGUGUACUGUGUGCGUGGACAGAGCGGUCACCCACUUCCUGAUUCCCUGUGGUCACACCUUCUGUUCUGAGUGUAUGGAUGAGUGGGCAGCUGUCCGGAAGACCUGUCCAACAUGCCGGACUCCCUACCAAGAAAUGAAGCCUUUGUAUUUUGGAUAAAUACAUGUCAUUUAAGAGCAAGCUGCUAGGGAGUAGUUCGGAUCCUCAGAUCAUGAACACCUCUUCAUUUCCUGAAAUGAAACCUUUGUAUUUUAGAUGAUAAUGUCACUGACUAGCAAGCAGCCAGCGAGAAGCCAGAAAUAAUAAGACGAGGGAAUCAAUAUCCCGGUUCCUUAAAUACUCCCACUGGGGUGAUCGAUGUCUUGCGAUAAAUCUCCCCUGUUAACAUGAUCUGUGUUAUUUAGUUGAACCUUUGUCAAGUUUCGUUUGUUGUUUAACGCCGCAAUCAGCAAUAAUCCAUCCACAUGACUGCGGUCUGUAAAUAAUGUAAUCUGAACCAGACAAUCCAGUGAUUGACAUCAUUAUCCACGCAAUUGGGAUACAAGUAUAUAUCACAUAGGUGAAGGUUAGGCGUGUAAGAUGACAACAUAUGUUAUUGCCAUCAAUAUUGAAAUGUUUGUUUGUUUGUUUUUAACGUCGCACUCUGCGAUAUUCAAGCUACACGUAUAUGACAGCGGUUUAUUAAUAAUCGAGUCUGGACCAAACAAUCCAGUGAUUGACAUCAUGUGCAUCGAUCCACGCACUUGGAUACGAUGACGUGAUUCAACCAAGUCAGCGAACCUGACCACCCGAUCCCGUUAUAGUCGCCUUUUACGACAACCACGGAAUCUUCACGGGACCCUUGUCUUUUUAAAUUGGAUGUUGUAAAUGUAGGCUAAGUAUCCCCAUGCAUCAAAUGUUAAUCCAGACAUGUGUUAACCUGUUCGAUCCACUGAUGAACGGAAUAUAUUCUACAGUCGAAAAAACGAAAACCGCGGUCGCCGUUUCCGUCAGAUCUAGUGAGAGAAACUAAAGUGAAUUGUCUUUAGUAGUCACGUACAAGUUCAAUUAGCCAUAUACUGUAAUCUUUUAGUUUGGAGAAUCGGCGUUUUUCACGCCUACUGGUCAUAUUUCUGUUCUUUUGCAAGUCAUGCUAUAGGUUUGCAAAUAAGAUAAAUGUCAAGUUGUCAAUCCUUUAAUUACUUUGCCCGGUCACUUUAUAUUUCGUAUUCGACAUGAGCCAUUUCAUGUGCUCCCAGAAGGGCAUUUAUGAUUGUCUCUUCAUAUCUGUUAUCAUCUUGCUUCUUGGUGAAUGCGAGACAUGGUGCUGACAAAGACUCAUAAUCAGAACGAGUCUGGCCUUCUAACCCACGAUAGGCUGAUCCCGACAGAAGUAAGCGCCACUCGUGCCAUCUGGAGGUAAAUGACGCCAGGCUGUUAUUAAAGGAAUUCACUAAUUAUUAUAUCAUCAUAUUGUAUAUUUCCUGAUGAUUAUUGCUAUUAAGUUUACGUCAAGCAUGCUAUAAAUAUGAAUAAAUACAUAUUAUUAUAUACAUUGUA